Botrytis fragariae is the source of this 1455-nucleotide messenger RNA. Its product is annotated as putative 2-keto-4-pentenoate hydratase protein. NCBI's taxonomy places the organism in Eukaryota, Fungi, Ascomycota, Leotiomycetes, Helotiales, Sclerotiniaceae. The record is from RefSeq and is a predicted model, not a curated record. The coding region runs from base 1 to 1455 and encodes 484 amino acids. Gene Ontology annotation, molecular function: acetylpyruvate hydrolase activity. The transcript has 8 exons. Gene Ontology annotation, cellular component: mitochondrion.
AUGCUCGCUUAUCGAGGACUGCGCUCUCAAUCUACUAUCGGCACAUGUGCGGCAGUGACCGAGAUAACCGAUAAGUGUCAAAUUCAUAGUCUUUUCAGAAUGGAUUCCUCAUCGAUUCCAUCACCACCAAAACUACAGAUCGCACAUGUUCUCGCUGAUCUAAAUAUUCUCAAGCAAGCACCACCCAAAGCUACCCUCUCCUUCUUACGCAGCCUCUCCACCGUAUCGGCCACUAUAGACGAAAGAAAAACGUCAAUUCAUUCACAACCAACGCCAAAAUUUGAUCGCCUCGGCCGUCGUAUACCCACACCCCCUUCUGUCGUUCAAUCGCCGUCUCCUCCGCUCAGGAAACACUCGUCUAUGGGUUCAAUUGAUCUCCCAGAGACCGAGGAAUCCAUCCGAGAAACUCGAGAACGUCGUCUUGAAAGAAGGAGAAGUAGCGGCAGGGAUGAAGAAUUCAUGCGGGCGAAGACAUUACUAGCAUAUUAUAACAAUCGACACAAGCUACAAGAAAAUGGUCAGAGAGGAAUAAAAAUUUCACAGGAAAGGGUUAGUAAAGCGUUGAAUGAACAAGAGGAAAAGAGACAACAGGUGAGAAAAAGAGAUUCUCUUGGAAAGCUCGGAAUGCUCAAAUAUAAUUUAAAUCAAUGUUCUAUUGGAGUUCUCAAGAAUUUGAAGAUUUUGGGAUUCAAUUUGGUUUUUUUUGGAUUUUUGGAUACUUCACUCCGUAUGUCUUUAAUCUUCCGCCGUGGCAUUGCCACCAUAUCUCCUUUCAAGAGUGCUUCAAAAGUUGUAUGUAUCGGGAGAAACUACGCAGAUCAUAUCACGGAAUUGAACAACAGCAAGCCCAAACAGCCAUUCUUCUUCCUCAAGCCACCUUCCUCGAUUCUUCCUCCAAAUGGUGGAGCUGUCAUUCGACCAAAGGGUGUAGAUUUGCAUUAUGAAGUGGAAUUGGCUUUGAUCAUGGGAAAGCAGGUUAAGAAUCUCGAGGCGGAGAAUGAGAAGGAAGCUUAUGAUUCUAUCGAAAGCUACGCAAUGAGCAUUGAUAUGACAGCUCGCAAUGCCCAAAACGAAGCAAAGAAGAAGGGUCUCCCAUGGGAUAUCGCGAAGGGAUUUGAUACCUUCCUCCCAAUGAGCAACAUCAUUUCCAAAUCACAAAUCCCGGAUCCUCACAAUGCUACCGUGUGGCUUACAGUCAACAAUGAACACAGACAAAAGGAUUCGACAGAAUUGAUGUUAUACCGAAUUCCUAGAAUUUUGAGCGAUAUCUCAAAGGUGAUGACGUUGGAGAAGGGAGAUAUUGUCUUGACUGGUACACCAAAGGGAGUUGGAUCUGUGAAGCCCGGAGAUGUUAUGCGAGUCGGCAUUAGUGUUGGGGGUAAGGAAUUGGAGGAAGGAAAGAUUGAAGUUGCAGUUGAAGAGUCGACGAGUACAUACCAGUUCAAGGAGACUUGA